This is a messenger RNA of Nothobranchius furzeri (turquoise killifish), 1754 nucleotides long. It is a transcript of the gene ppp3cb, whose product is annotated as protein phosphatase 3, catalytic subunit, beta isozyme. Lineage: Eukaryota; Metazoa; Chordata; Actinopteri; Cyprinodontiformes; Nothobranchiidae. Gene Ontology annotation, cellular component: cytosol; cytoplasm; calcineurin complex. Gene Ontology annotation, biological process: calcineurin-NFAT signaling cascade. Gene Ontology annotation, molecular function: calmodulin binding; calmodulin-dependent protein phosphatase activity. The record is from RefSeq and is a predicted model, not a curated record.
GGAGGUGGUGGAUGUCUCCUCUAUGAAAGCAUUGUGCGACACCCUGCGCUGCUGCAUGCGCUCCAUACGCGCGCGCUCCUCUCUCCUAGCGGUGAUUUCGCGUUACUGAAUAAUACCCGCCAGAGAAACAACCGACGGAGUGACAGAGGGGGAGACGCGCUCAGGGAGACAGGGACAUGAGCUUCUCGUUCAAAUGAAACAGCCAGCAGUGUGACGAUGACGGCUAAAGGCAGACAUAAAGCGGUCCCCUUCCCCCUGGCCCACCGCCUGACCAUGAAGGAGGUGUUUGACUCAGACGGCCGACCGAGGGUGGACCUGCUCAAAGCUCACCUCACCAAGGAGGGCCGUCUGGAGGAAGCCGUGGCCCUGCGCAUCAUCGAUGAGGGCGCCGCCAUCCUGCGCCAGGAGCGCACCAUGUUGGAUAUUGAGGCGCCAGUCACGGUGUGUGGAGACAUUCACGGCCAGUUCUUCGACCUGAUGAAGCUGUUUGAAGUGGGGGGCUCUCCUGCCAACACACGCUACCUCUUCCUAGGGGACUACGUGGACAGGGGCUACUUCAGUAUUGAGUGCGUGCUGUACCUUUGGUCACUGAAAAUCCUAUACCCAAAGACCCUUUUUCUUCUACGAGGAAACCAUGAAUGUAGACAUCUGACAGAAUACUUUACCUUCAAACAAGAAUGUAAGAUCAAGUACUCAGAACAGGUGUACGAUUCCUGCAUGGAGGCGUUUGAUUGCCUGCCACUGGCAGCGCUGAUGAACCAGCAGUUCCUGUGUGUGCAUGGAGGACUUUCACCGGAAAUACACACUCUGGACGACAUCAAGAAGUUGGACCGAUUUAAGGAGCCCCCAGCGUUUGGGCCCAUGUGUGACCUGCUAUGGUCCGACCCCCUGGAAGACUUUGGCAACGAGAAGACCCAGGAGUAUUUUGGGCACAACACAGUCAGAGGAUGCUCUUAUUUCUACAGUUAUCCUGCAGUGUGUGAGUUCCUACAGACCAACAACCUGCUGUCCAUCAUCAGAGCGCAUGAAGCGCAGGACGCGGGAUAUCGCAUGUACAGGAAGAGUCAGACCACAGGCUUCCCCUCCCUCAUCACCAUCUUCUCUGCUCCGAACUACCUGGAUGUGUACAACAACAAAGCUGCGGUGUUGAAGUAUGAGAACAACGUGAUGAAUAUCCGUCAGUUCAACUGCUCCCCACAUCCCUACUGGCUGCCCAACUUCAUGGACGUCUUCACGUGGUCGCUGCCGUUCGUAGGAGAGAAGGUGACAGAAAUGUUGGUGAACGUCCUGAGUAUCUGCUCCGACGACGAGCUCAUGAACGAUGGAGAUGAGAUCUAUGACGCCAGUGCAGCUGCAGCAAGGAAAGAAGUGAUCAAAAACAAGAUCCGUGCCAUCGGGAAGAUGGCUAAAAUGUUUUCUGUUCUACGGGAGGAGAGCGAGAACGUCCUGACCCUGAAGGGACUGACUCCUACAGGCAUGCUGCCCAGCGGAGUGCUGUCUGGGGGCAAACAGACCCUGCAGAGUGCUACCAUUGAGGCCAUAGAAGCUAUUGAGACAGUUAAGGACGCUGAAGCCAUUAGAGGCUUCUCCCCGCAGCAUCGGAUCACCAGUUUCGAAGAGGCUAAAGGUCUGGACCGGAUCAACGAGCGGAUGCCGCCGCGGCGCGACGCCGUCAACAGCGUGGGCCUGUCGAUGGGCCGCAUGAAGAUGGGCGAGCCCAACGGGACCGACAACAACAGCAAUAUACAGUGAUC